AAAUCUCAUUCCCUAAUGAGUCAUCAAACUAUUUACAAUGUGUCCAUUGCUUUAUGUUUUUGCAUUCUUUUCACCAUUGUUUCGUCUGAUAGCUCAGAAGCAAUGCGAGAUCUCGUUACGGAUUUGCCUGGCCAGUCUGGUACUAUGAGCAUUAGACAUUACGCCGGUUAUGUCCCGGUUAAUAAAACAAAUGGGAGGGCUAUGUUUUAUUGGUUCUUCGAGGCUAUGAGUCUCCCAAACCAGAAGCCUUUAGUACUAUGGCUUAAUGGAGGACCUGGAUGUUCUUCCGUGGGAUAUGGCGCAACACAAGAGAUUGGUCCAUUUCUCGUGGAUAACAAAGGAAACAGUAUUAAGUUUAACCCCUACGCAUGGAAUAAAGAGGCCAACAUGCUGUUUCUAGAAUCUCCCGUUGGUGUUGGAUUUUCGUAUUCAAACACAAGUAGUGAUUAUAAAGAACUCGGCGAUGACUUUACAGCGAGAGACACAUACGCCUUUAUCCAAAAGUGGUUACAGAGAUUCCCAGCUUACAGAGAAAACCAUUUCUAUAUAGCAGGAGAGAGCUAUGCAGGAAAGUACAUACCAGAGCUUGCAGAGAUCAUUUUUGACAAGAACAAUGAUAACUCUUCACUUCACAUCAAACUUAAGGGCAUUUUGCUUGGAAACCCUGAAAUAUCAGAAGCCGAAGAUUGGGAAGGAUGGGUGGAUUACGCAUGGAGCCAUGCGGUGAUAUCAGACGAGACGUAUGGAGUCAUAAAAAGAAGUUGCAAUUUUAGUAGUAACACUAUUUGGGAUGUUAAAGAGUGCAAAGACGGCGUAGACGAAGUACUCAAACAAUAUCACAAAAUUGACCAAUACAGUCUCUAUACUCCUACCUGUAUUGGAAAUUCAACGCUUGCUUCCUCCGUUGAUUCGACACGAUUCAAGACUAGUUUGGCCAAUUCCAAAAUGAUGCCGAGGAUAAUGGGUGGAUAUGACCCGUGUUUGGAUGAUUACACUAGAGUAUUCUACAACAGAGCAGAUGUCCAGAAAGCUCUUCACGCAAGUGAUGGUAUUCAUCUCAAGAAUUGGAACAUUUGCAAUGAUGAUAUUUUUCAUAAUUGGGCUGAUUCAAAACCCUCAGUUUUGCCAAUAUAUAAGAAAUUAAUCGCUGGAGGAUUUAGAAUAUGGGUUUACAGCGGCGACACAGACGGACGAGCUCCCGUACUCGGGACAAGGUAUUGCAUAAAUAAAUUGGAAUUACCCAUCAAGACCUCUUGGAGGCCAUGGUACCACGAGAAACAGGUUAGUGGAUGGCUUCAAGAAUAUGAAGGUUUAACGUUCGCAACGUUCAAAGGAGCAGGGCAUGAUGUGCCUUCGUUCAAACCCAGCGAAUCCCUUGCGUUUUUCUCCGCCUUUCUCAACGGAGUUCCUCCUCCUUUGUCGCUAUAGAGAAAAAAAAAAAUUAUAUUGAAGAUUAUG
Molecule: messenger RNA, 1458 nt
Organism: Eutrema salsugineum
Lineage: Eukaryota; Viridiplantae; Streptophyta; Magnoliopsida; Brassicales; Brassicaceae
Product: serine carboxypeptidase-like 32
Exons: 10
Coding region: 16-1428 (470 amino acids)
Biological process (GO): proteolysis
Cellular component (GO): vacuole
Molecular function (GO): serine-type carboxypeptidase activity
Source: RefSeq, a predicted model, not a curated record